AUGGCUCUCCGCUAUCCCGAUCGUCCGGCCGAUUCUACCGCAAAAUCGCCGCCUCGCCGACGCAUCGAAUUUCGCCGCAAAACGCGGGGAAAAAUGUAUUUUCGUGAAAUGGACCCCACGACGACACCAGUGCCGCCAAAAAGGUCCGAGCGACCGCCACCGCCGAAAACCGGGCAAAUUUUGAAUCAGACGACUAGUGGCGGUUCACAGCCGGGCAACUCGACCCUGGAGGCGUUUGGCUGUGCUUUUGAUUUUGUGACGAACACUUGCAAGGAUUUGUUCGCAUUAAACUGGUGCGGGCAGUGCCACGAUUUCGGGAACCUGUUUGUGCACGACUGCAAAUGUGUGCGACCACUGUAUGAGAAUAUCCCCCGGCAGCAGCAGCAACAAGUUCAACAAUUCGAUUCCGAUGUACGCGCCGUUCUUCUCGCAGUCCGCCUCAAAACCGAUGAUGCCAAUGAUGCAGUUUUGGAAAUGAGAAUGAUAUGUUUCAUA
Molecule: messenger RNA, 495 nt
Organism: Mesorhabditis spiculigera
Lineage: Eukaryota; Metazoa; Nematoda; Chromadorea; Rhabditida; Rhabditidae
Source: the annotation of a GenBank genome assembly